CCUGAUUAUAUAAUCUUCCCUGCUCCUGCAUGCCAGGCUCUCCACCAUCCCCUGUUUCCAUCUCGCACCAAGUUCUCACUCUCAACAAGCUCUCUCUCUUUCACGAGCAGCAGUCUCGAGAUCCAGCAGGAGAUCGGCCACCUCUGCAGUGAGGGUGCACGGCGGCUGCUGCUAGUGUCCGCGGCGUGAUGGGCGACGACGGCACGACGAAGGCGGCGGCGGCGACGGGCCUGAAGCAGAUCGCGCGGCUCCGGGAGCUGCUGCACAGGUGGCAGCAGGCCAUGGCGCUGGGGGGCAGCAAGCCGCCGCGGGACGGGGAGGAGGGCCACGACGGCGGCGGGGCGCCGGACGAUCAGGAGCUGGUGGCGUCGGCGAUCCCGCCGUUCGUGCUGCAGCGGCUGCGGCGGACGGAGACGGUGGACUCGCUGCUGUCGGACGACGAGAGCUGCCACAGCCCGGAGCCGCCGCCGGACGUGCCCCGCGGGUACUGCCCCGUGUACGUGGGGCCCGAGCAGCGGCGGUUCGUGAUCCCGACCGGCUACCUGGCGCACCCCGUGUUCCGGCUCCUGCUGGACAAGGCCGAGGAGGAGUUCGGGUUCCGGCACGAGGGCGCGCUCGCCAUCCCCUGCGAGACCGAGGCUUUCAAGUACAUCCUCCAGUGCGUCGAGCGCCACGACAAUGGCCUCGCCGCCGACGCCCAAGUUGCAGAAGCGAACCACCCGGCCAUGGCGCUGGAGCAAGAACCGGCGGCGAUGCACCAUGCUUAAAUCCGUAGACUAGAUGCAUGCAUGGUGUUUGCGUUGCAACGUGAUGUACACUUUUGUAUCUUUUUAAAGUUUUAUUUUUUUGAAGCAAAAGGACUGGUAUGUAUGAUGUCUAGUAUCCUCGAGGCAUUGUUUGUAGAGAGGUCAAGAAUUGAAAUUGAUCUGUCAUUCAGUCA
Panicum virgatum (switchgrass) is the source of this 940-nucleotide messenger RNA. RefSeq lists its product as uncharacterized. The coding region runs from base 189 to 767 and encodes 192 amino acids. The record is from RefSeq and is a predicted model, not a curated record. The transcript has 2 exons. Lineage: Eukaryota; Viridiplantae; Streptophyta; Magnoliopsida; Poales; Poaceae. Gene Ontology annotation, biological process: response to auxin.